CGCGGCGAGAGCACAUGACACGAUGCAGAAACGUAAUACCGCCUACGCGAUCUGCGAUACCGCUAAUUGUGCCUUUUGAACUGUUCCUCUUUUUUCCCGCUCUGCUCGUUGGUCUCGUAACCCGGCUAUAAAUAAAAUUACAUCCCCGAUCUCGGGAUUAUUUACGACCGAUGUGUAUUCAUGAGUCUCCGACGGGGUGCUUCCACUGUCAAUAAAAUCUUCACGAGCGCAACACGCUUGUUCCGCGUAAGUCAAUUCGGGGAAGGACAGUUCAUCGUGCCGCUCGUUCGUUUUCAGGGUCGCUGUAUUCGCGGCGGACAUCCAACAAAGAUGCUUCAGCGUAAGUCCGCUGAGCUUCGCCGCCGCGAAGGUGGCGAUGUCCAAAUUCGACCAAACGAGUUACCUCCCUUACGACAAGUUGGAAGAGAACCUUAAGAUUGUGAAGAAAAGGCUAACCCGACCACUAACCCUUUCCGAGAAGGUUUUAUACUCUCACCUCGAUGAACCCGACAAACAGGAUAUCCAGCGAGGCACAAGUUACCUCAGGCUGCGCCCGGAUCGCGUGGCUAUGCAGGAUGCAACGGCUCAGAUGGCCAUGUUACAGUUCAUCAGUUCCGGACUGCCAAAAGUAGCCGUGCCCUCCACGAUCCACUGCGAUCACUUGAUCGAGGCGCAAGUGGGAGGGGAGAAGGAUCUGAAACGCGCGAAGGACAUCAACAAGGAAGUCUACAACUUCCUGAAGACCGCCGGCGCGAAAUACGGUGUCGGUUUCUGGAACCCCGGCUCCGGCAUCAUUCACCAGAUCAUCCUCGAGAAUUACGCGUUCCCCGGCCUGUUGAUGAUCGGUACCGACUCUCACACGCCUAACGGUGGAGGAUUAGGCUGCCUGUGCAUCGGCGUCGGUGGCGCCGACGCGGUGGAUGUGAUGGCGAACAUUCCAUGGGAGCUGAAGUGCCCCAAAGUGAUCGGCGUCAAGCUGACCGGCGAGCUCAAGGGAUGGACCAGCCCUAAGGACAUCAUCCUGAAGGUUGCCGGCAUCCUCACUGUAAAAGGAGGCACUGGUGCCAUCGUAGAAUACUUCGGACCGGGCGUCGACAACAUCAGCUGCACCGGUAUGGCGACCAUUUGCAACAUGGGCGCCGAAAUCGGUGCCACCACGUCCAUCUUCCCGUACAACUUCCGUAUGCAAGACUAUCUGAAGUCCACCGGUCGCGCUGACAUCGCUGCCGCCGCGGAUCAGCACAGAAAGAGUCUUCUGACGGCGGAUGCUAACGCUAAGUACGAUCAAAUCAUCGAAUUGGACCUUUCCACUCUUGAGCCUCACGUUAAUGGACCGUUCACUCCUGAUCUCGCUCAUCCGAUCUCUAAGCUAGGUAAUACUGCCAAGCAGAACGGUUGGCCAAACGAGAUCAAGGUCGGCUUGAUCGGUUCCUGCACGAACAGCUCGUAUGAGGAUAUGGGUCGGUGCGCGAACAUCGCGAAACAGGCGCUGGAACACGGGCUGAAAGCGAAAUCCGCUUUCAAUGUCACGCCAGGGUCCGAGCAGAUUCGCGCCACCAUCGAACGCGAUGGAAUCGCGAAAAUCCUUCGAGAUUUCGGCGGCACCGUUCUGGCGAACGCGUGCGGUCCCUGCAUUGGCCAGUGGGACCGUCAGGACAUCAAGAAAGGCGACAAGAACACGAUCGUGACGUCGUACAACCGUAAUUUCACGGGAAGAAACGACGCGAAUCCAGCGACGCACGCUUUCGUCACCAGCCCUGAACUCGUCACCGCUCUGUCGAUCGCUGGACGACUGGACUUCAAUCCUGUCACCGACAAACUUAAGGGCGCGGACGGAAAAGAGUUCCUUCUGAAGGAUCCGUACGGCGAUGAACUUCCAUCCCGUGGUUUCGACCCUGGCAUGGACACCUACGACGCUCCACCAUCCGAUGGCAGCAAAGUCAAAGUUGACGUUGACCCGAAAAGUCAGAGAUUGCAGCUGUUGGAGCCGUUCGAUAAAUGGGACGGCAAGGAUCUCACCGAUAUGACGAUCUUGAUCAAAGUCAAAGGCAAAUGUACUACGGAUCACAUCUCAGCUGCCGGUCCAUGGCUCAAAUACCGUGGCCACUUGGACAACAUCUCGAACAACAUGUUCAUUGGCGCCGUCAACUCUGAAAAUGGCGAGAUGAACAAGAUCAAGAACCAACUGACCGGCCAAUGGGGAGCUGUACCGGACGUAGCCCGUGAUUACAAGAAAAAUGGCGUCAGGUGGGUGGCAGUCGGCGACGAAAACUACGGAGAAGGUUCGUCUCGGGAGCACGCUGCUCUGGAACCACGACAUCUCGGCGGCCGCGCGAUCAUCGUCAAGAGUUUCGCGCGUAUCCAUGAAACCAACUUGAAGAAACAGGGUCUGUUGCCAUUGACGUUCGCUAAUGCCAGCGACUACGACAAAAUCCAGCCUACCGACAAGAUCAGUCUUCUUGGACUGAAGGAUCUCGCGCCUGGCAAGCCGGUAAAAGCAGAGAUCAAGCACAAAGACGGUAAGGUCGAUACCAUCAGUCUGAACCACACAAUGAACGACCAGCAGAUCACCUGGUUCAAGGCUGGAUCCGCGUUGAACCGUAUGAAGGAGAUCUCCGCGGGCAAAUAAACGCGAGUGAACAGUUGAAUACCGUCACCGUUCGACGAACAGCUAGUACGCCGAUAAGGAUAAUCGAACCAGGGAACGCGAAAAACACCAUAAUCUCCCACGUAGAAGAACGUCUCUCGAAGGGCGCGAAGAGAACCACGAGAACGUUGAGAUCGGUGACUUAAUAGAAAGCGAUCGAUCGGUGGUAUCGGUCGAAAUCGAUCGACCGAUCGACCGCUAGAGCUUCGUAAUGUCCGUUUCGAUAUCCGCGACAAUACCUCAAUGAUACACACACCGCCUGCCAUUGCGUAUAUCGUCGACGCGCGACGAUGAACCGUAACCAAGUAACAGACACGAAACUAGCCAAGAUUCUAGUACACGUUGAUCGUAGCAUGGAAUUUAGAUCGUUAAUAGAUCACCCCGACCCGUUUCUCGCGACCACGAUUCGGUUACUGUGUUUCGUUCGUCUAAAUAAAGCUGGACGAUCGAAAUGGAAAUUUCCAUUCAUUAGACGGCGAGAGGGCGCCGCGCGCGCGGAUUGGACGUGCCAGACGUGUCCAUUUUUAAAAUACGUGUUACAGCCCGCCCGCCGAUGGCACGUCGAGAACGCGCGCGAUCCGCUCGCCGACACCUGCCAGCGAAUCUUCGAUUCUGCUCGUUCCGGUCUUCUGUAUAUAUCGUUCGUAGAGUAGAAUGAAAAUUCUGGUAAUUUCACGAUUUUCUAGAUACGACUGAGAUAUCUAUGUAUAUUGUAAGAUCUAUUGUUAAUUCUCCGAGGAACAAUAAAACGUUGAGCAGCGAGAACGAU
This is a messenger RNA of Nomia melanderi (Alkali bee), 3416 nucleotides long. RefSeq names its product aconitate hydratase, mitochondrial. Gene Ontology annotation, molecular function: 4 iron, 4 sulfur cluster binding; aconitate hydratase activity. Gene Ontology annotation, biological process: tricarboxylic acid cycle. Gene Ontology annotation, cellular component: mitochondrion; cytosol. Lineage: Eukaryota; Metazoa; Arthropoda; Insecta; Hymenoptera; Halictidae. The record is from RefSeq and is a predicted model, not a curated record.